This is a messenger RNA of Anarrhichthys ocellatus (wolf-eel), 8201 nucleotides long. It is a transcript of the gene aspm, whose product is annotated as assembly factor for spindle microtubules. Bases 139 to 8073 code for a protein of 2644 amino acids. Gene Ontology annotation, cellular component: spindle pole. The record is from RefSeq and is a predicted model, not a curated record. Gene Ontology annotation, molecular function: calmodulin binding. The transcript is spliced from 26 exons. NCBI's taxonomy places the organism in Eukaryota, Metazoa, Chordata, Actinopteri, Perciformes, Anarhichadidae. Gene Ontology annotation, biological process: mitotic cell cycle; establishment of meiotic spindle localization; spindle organization.
UGAACGUUUGCUAGUCGGCUAGUAUCGGAGCAGCAGUCAACAUUAGUAUCAGCGCACGUGCUAACGUUAAACGUUUUAAAAAAACUAAAUGCGUAACAUGUAGCGCGCUAUUAGCUACCGCUACUUUAUUCAUUUGAAAUGGCUGAAACGGAAGGUUCAGCGCGGAGAGGAGUUCUGGACUUCAGUCCAGUAAGGAGAGACAACGCUAACAAGGAAAACGAUGUUCCAGUUUUGAUCCUGACCCUGUUUUCAAAGGCUCCCUUUGUGACAUUCGGAUCGGUGAAGAUGGGCACCUCCAAGUCUGUUGUUCUGCGCAUCGAGAACCCCACGGAGGACGCGGAGGCGGAGGUUACUGUUGAGAAGAUCCCCUCGAGUAAAGGCUUCUCUGUGGACCGCAACACGUUCACGAUCCAGCCGGAGGACUCAUUCAGUUUGACGGUAACAUGGACUCCGACAGAAGAAGGUGGGAUCAGAGAGCUCAUCCUCUUUAAUGCCAACGGGCUCCUCAAACACCAGGCUGUGCUGCUGGGGAGAGCAGAAGCACCCAAAAAGAAAAAGAAAAGCUUAUGGGACACGAUCAAAAACAAAAGGGAGGGUGAAAAAGUAGCCGCACCAAGGAGAAUGAAGACAGGACAACCAUUGAAGAUGGCCGCCAAUAAAACCUUCCAAGUGUCCCGAAAGCCGCAGUACAAACGGGAAAAGCCACGCAGCCCGCUCGCCUCUCUCAAUGAGGGCAAAGCCGUCAGAGAGAGAUCCGUCUCCAAGCUCAGUCCAGCCGACGAGUACUUUCGGAAAUCGGAUGAGAUGAAGGCCUUGAAUUCCACCCAGAGGCAACGGUCUCUGGCUUUGUCGGUCCAGGAGAACGUCCAUCGUCUUCAGAGGAACUCUCCUCUUGUCCUGCUCGUCCCAGCCGGAAAGCCGAUGGACUCUGGCCACAUGUCUGCAAGCCCAGACGCAAACCAACCCGACAGCAAAGAGCUCCCCAAAAUGCUCAACAGGACGCUGUCACCUGUCGGGACGCCCGACGUGUUUAAGAAGCUCAUGCCACGUAUUCAGUCAGAUGGCCCACUGUCUGCAAAUAAUGUGGCCGAUGCCGGCGGUGCGCUAACUGGCCCCCCGGUUCCCUCUUUGAAAGAUGCACUGGCCCUCAUUGACUCUGAUCUGAGCCACAUUAACGCCAGUCCUCGGGACACUAGUUCGAGCUGCAGCUUUUCAGAUUCACUAGAGUCCAAGAGUGGGAAUCACGGCCGUGGAGCUGACGGAAAUGUCCUCAAGGCGUUACCCGACAGCCUGCAGGGGUCCGAGUCCAGUGAGCUGAGACUUACGUUCUUUGUCAGCAAAAAAGUUGUUUGUUCAGACAACGAUGACGCGAUGGCAGGGUUCAAAAAGGCCUCUUUUACCUCUGCCACGGUGACCAAGAGCAGGGCACCAGUGGAGGCAAACCAUUCGAGUGGAAGGAAAAUAAAGAAGUCAAGGCGACGGCUUUUGGAGAAAACACUCGAGCUGUCUGACGACAGCAGUCGGUGCGAGUCUGGACCGGUCACUCCGAGCCUUCCCGUCAUAGACCCCGACACAGAAACCGAGGGAGGGCAAAGCUUCCAGAUAGAUAACAGACAUCAAGUCCAGGAAGCUGCUUCCUCCAGCCUGACUCUGCGGCCCGUCUGCUCGCCCACACCCGUCACCUUCCCCGUCACCUCCCCCCCAUCUAUGGCCCCGGCUCGCUUCUCUUUCCCAGCCACUUCCACGCCUCCUGCGGCCUCUGCUUCCGUCACUUUUGCAGUCACCCCGCUACCGUCGCCCCUGGGCUCAUCCUCUCCCCUGCACAGCAGCUUCACGCAGCACGCGUCUCGGACUCUGUCGGUGCCUCUGUUUGUCCAGGAAGACUCAUUUCCCAUUCACGUGGCCGCGAAGAGCAAGAAGAGGAAGAGCGAGGAGUAUUUGAAGAGCGAGGACGCCGGGAAAGCGGAGCGCGUCAAAAGGAGCAGGGUGGUAGCCGGAAAAACUGAGCCGCCACGGUCAGCGCAGGAGAGGAGAAGUGCAUCACAGAGGCCACAGCCGAGGGCAGCAGACUCUGUGCGAUCAAUGACUUCAUCCUCUCUAAAGACUGCGAGGUCUGUGCUUCCUGCCCAGGCAAAGCAAUCGAGCUCCAGACUCUCCUCACGAGGGUCGUGUGUUAUUUCAUCUGUUAAGACUGCAAAAGUGGUUGCUGUUGCGCAGUCAAAAUUGACCUUUAUUAAGCCGACGCAAACAGCUAUACCGAGACACCCAAUGCCAUUUGCUGCCAAGAACAUGUUCUAUGAUGAGAGGUGGAUCGAGAAGCAGGAGAGGGGAUUCACGUGGUGGAUCAACUACGUCCUCACCCCGGACGACUUCAAAGUCAACACCGAAGUGGCUAAAGUGAGUGCUGUGUCCCUUGCCAUUGGCAGCGAUGACAAGUACAGUGUGCCUAAAGCUCCCACCAAAGAGGAGAUGUCUUUCAGCACCUACACGGCCCGACGGAAGCUGAACCGCCUCCGUCGUUCUGCCUGCCAGCUGUUCACGUCUGAGGCCAUGAUCAAGGCCAUUCAGAGGCUCGAGCUGGAAGUGGAGUCCAAGGGGCUGCUCGUCCGAAAAGACCGCCAUCUUUGGAAGGACAUAGGUGAACGCCGAAAAGUCCUCAACUGGCUUCUUUCGUACAAUCCGCUGUGGUUACGGAUUGGGCUCGAGACGAUCUUCGGGGAGUUGAUCUCACUGGAGAGCAACAGCGACGCCUUGGGUCUGGCUAUGUUCAUCCUGCAGCGGCUGCUCUGGAACCCAGACAUCGCUGCUCAGUUCCGACACGCCAAAGUGCCGAACCUUUACAAAGACGGCCACGAGGAGGCGCUGUCUCGCUUUACUCUGAAGAAGCUGCUGCUGCUCGUGUGUUUCCUGGACAAAGCCAAAGAGUCACGGCUGAUUGAGCACGACCCCUGUCUGUUCUGCUUGGAUGCAGAGUUCAAGACGAGUAAAGACCUGCUCCUGGCCUUCGCCAGGGACUUCCUGAGCGGGGAAGGGAUCCUCUCCCGGCAUCUCGGCUACCUGGGGUUACCCGUCUCCCACGUUCAGAAGCCCCUGGACGAGUUCAACUUCGCUGUGAAGAAUUUGGCAGUUGAUUUGAAAUGCGGCAUUCGUCUAGUGCGUGUGAUGGAGCUCCUCAUCCAGGACUGGAGUUUGUCAGCCAAGCUCCGUCUGCCAACCGUCAGCCGCCUGCAGAAGGUCCACAACGUCGACAUGGCUUUGCAAGUGCUCAAAAGCAAAGGGGUCGACCUCAACGAUGAACACGGCUCCGACAUUGAUUCCAGAGACAUCGUGGAUGGACACAGAGAGAAGACGCUGAGCCUCUUGUGGAAGAUCAUCUUUGCGUUUCAUGUGGAGGUGAUUUUGGACGAGGAUCAGCUGAGGGAGGAAAUUGGCUUCCUGAAGAGAACCUUGAGGACCAAACGGAGGCUGGUGUCUCUGAGGGCCGAUCGGGGCCUUCAGCCGAGUCCUUCAAGGACCAGGGUGCCGUAUGAACACAGCAGCACUAAGAUCACCCUGCUGAUGGAUUGGGUCCGAACUGUGUGUGACUUCUACAAUCUGAAGGUGGAAAACUUCACCGUGACGUUCUCGGAUGGCCGCGUCCUCUGCUACCUUAUCCACCACUACCACCCCGGUCUCCUGCCAGCGAGGGCCGUCAGUCACAGCACCACCCAGACUGUCGAGUGCUCGCCGAGGGGUCGCCUGGAGCUCGACUGCUCAACCAGCGACUCCGACAACUCCUUUGACUCCUUGUCGUCGGGCCUGAACGGCCCAGAGUCUCCGUCGGUGGAAUUUAAAGAGCUACUGGAGAAUGAGAAAAACAACUUUGGACUGGUCAACGCCGCUGUGUCUUUCCUGGGCGGCGUUCCUGCCAUGAUCAACCCAGCUGACAUGUCCAACACCAUCCCCAAUGAGAAGGUGGUGAUGUCAUACCUCUCCUUCCUGUGUGUUCGUCUUCUGGAUCUGCGGAACGAAAGCAGAGCAGCUCGGGUCAUACAGGGCGCCUGGAGGAAAUUUAGAUUAAAGAAACAUCUAGAGCUCUACAAGGAAAGAAACAUGGCUGCCAUGAAAAUCCAGUUAGCUGUGAGGAGUUUUCUCCAGAAGCGCAGAGCUAAGAGGCAGAAUCACGCUGCCGUUAUCAUCCAAUCAGUCUGGAGGGGUUUCUUAUCCCGCAACAGGCUGAGGCUAAAGCAACAGGCUCAACUUCAGGCUCUGCAGCACGAAGCAGCAACUGUCAUCCAGGCUCAAUGGAGGAUGUUUUCGACCGCGAGGGCUUACCAACGCCUCAGAUACUACGCCAUUGUUGUCCAAGCACAAUGGCGAAUGAGGCGGGCGGCCGCUGCUUAUGGAAGAAUUCACUGGGCGGUGACGGUCAUUCAGAAGCACUCGCGAGCAUGGGCUUUGGCGAAAAGAGAUCGGGAACAUUAUCUCUCCCUGAGAGCUGCAGUGGUGAAAAUACAGGGAGGGUACAGAAGGUGGAAAACCCAGAAAACAGAAAAGGAAAACCGUGCUGCCAAAGUGAUACAAGCUGCGUUUAAGAAAUGGUUUGAGGAAAAGAUGUCUGCAAGAACUGCUGCUGCUGUAAAGAUUCAGUCUUGGUGUAGAAUGCAGGUGUGUCUCCAUCAAUACAGAAAGGUCAAGAGAAGCACUGUGCUCAUUCAGGCCCAGUGCAGAGGUCACGCACAGAGGCGCCGCUUUCAGUUGUUGAAGCUGCAGCACCACUCGGCCAUUGUCCUUCAGAGUGCCUUCAGGGGGCAAACUGUCAGAAAACAGGUGGCGAAGAUGAGAUGCGCUGCGGUCACAAUCCAGCGCUGGUUCAGGGCCUCCGUGGAAAGAGACAUGCAAAGGCAAAUGUUUGCGCGGAUGAAAUGUGCUGCCGUUACCAUACAGGCAGCUUAUCGCAGAAAAGUUGCUCGGGAGUCGCUGAAAAAACAGCACAAGUCGGCAACGGUAAUCCAGGCAGCUUUCAGGAUGUAUGCUGCCCAACGGCACUACCAUGCCGUGAGAAAAGCCGCAGCUGUGAUUCAGCGAAAGUACAGAGCCUCAGUUUUGGCUCUCCAGACGAAGAAGGAUUACGACGCUCUGAGAAAUGCUGCACUUGUCAUACAAGCGAACUGGAGAGGCAGAGCUGACAGGAGGACGAUGGAGAAGCGGCAUCGGUGCGCAACACUGAUCCAGGCUUACUACCGAGGCCGCACAGCACAAGCGGAGUACAGAUCCAAGAAGGCCUGCGUCAUGGUCGUGCAGCGUCGCUAUAGAGCUUGCGUGGUUGGAAAGGAGACGAGGAAAGCGUACCUGCGCAUGAGAGCAGCCUGUGUCACACUCCAAGCUGGAUUCAGAGGCGUGAGGGUUAGGACGGAGCUGAAGAAAAGUCACUGGGCAGCGACUGUCAUUCAGUCUUCAGUUAGGAUGUUUUUAUGUAGGAAACAAUAUUUCCUCCUACAAAGUGCAGCGAUUGUCAUCCAGAGCCGAUACAGAGCUCUUCUGGUCUGCAGGGCACAGCAGAAAGAAUACCGUGCGCUAAAGCAGGCCACCGUAGAAAUACAAGCGGCGUACCGUGGAUUUAGGGUGAGACAGGUUCUAAAGAAGAGACACAAUGCAGCCACAGCAAUCCAAGCUCAGUUCAGGAUGCACAGAAUGCAUAUGGCUUACCUCGCCACUAAGUGUGCUGCCCUCAUUAUUCAGGAACGCUACAGGGCCAAAAUGCUCAUGAAUCAACAGAUGCAGAAGUACAGGACAAUGCAAUCUGCAGCUGUAUUCAUCCAGGCAGCAUAUCGGGGCCACAGGGCAAGGAGCAGGAUUUUCGAGAUGCACCGAGCAGCCACAGUCAUUCAGAGAAGGUUUCUCACUAUUAGGGAUAGAAAUGGGUUCCUAGCUCUCAAGGCAGCAGGUUUGGUUUGUCAGCAGAGGUACAGAGCAUUGACUCUGGCAAGAAAAGAGCGUUUGGACUAUCUGUCAAAGCGCACAGCAGUCAUUUGUCUGCAGGCAGCCUACAGAGGAUGCGAGGCCAGAAAGCAGUUGCGUAUGCAGCAUGCGGCAGCUGUAACGAUUCAGUCUCACUUCCGAAAGCACCGGCAGAGAACCUACUACAAGACUCUCUACUGGGCUGCCAAUGUUUUGCAAACACGUUGCAGAGCCAACAAGAAAAUGAGAGAAGAGACGCGAGCCCUGAGUGCUAAGAGAAAUGCUGCUGUUAUCUUACAAGCUGCCUUCCGAGGAAUGAAAUCCAGACGACUCUUCAAACAAAGACAUCAGGCUGCCAGCGUUAUCCAGAGAGCUUACAGAGCACACUGUGAACACCAGCAGUAUCUGACCUUAAAGUCCUCCGUCCUCACCAUUCAGAGGAGGUAUCGGGCCACCGCAGCAGCAACGGUACAACUGCAAAAAUACCAAACAAUGCGCAGUGCUGCUAUUGUCCUUCAGGCAUCAUACAGAGGUCAGCAGGUCAGAAAGCAGGUUGCUCGCUGGCAUCAGGCUGCCACUGUGAUCCAGUCUGCAUUCAGAAAGCACAGAGAGGAAGUCAAAUUCCAGGCCAUGCGUCUGUCCGCCAUCAUCCUCCAGAGAUACUAUCGUGCCUGUAUUCUUCAGAGGCAGGAAAGGGAAAAGUUCCUGAAAAUUAAGCAAUCUACCGUCACCCUUCAGGCAGCGGUUAGAGGCUGGUCUGUCAGGAGGGACAUGCGCCGACAAAAUCAAGCUGCAAUUGUGAUCCAGUCGUGCUGGAGAUGCUCAGUGCAAAGGCGUAUCUUCCGAAGGACGCGUGAGGCAGCUAUGAAAAUUCAGCGGAGGGUCCGGGCCGUGCAGCUUGGCACGUUGGAGAGGAACAACUAUACCCGGAUGAGGAAAGCUGCCAUGACACUUCAGAAACACUGCCGAGCCUGGAUUGCAAGACGACAGGUACAAGAGAGAGCCAAGGCAGAGAGGAGGCUCCGUUUUACGUCUGCGGUCUUCUACCAUCUAAGGGCCAUAAAGGUCCAACGAGCUCUGAGAGCCCGCUGGGCUUUGGAGUCUGCCAAAAGACAAAUCCAUUCUGUCAUCACCGUACAGCGAUGGGUAAGAUCGAGGCAGCAGAGGAGACGGUAUCUGGAGGACAGGAGGAAGGUGCUUAUAGCCCAGAGAGCGGUGAAGUGCUGGUUAGGUCGUCGCCACAAGGCGGCCUCAGCCAUCCAGCAGGCCGUCCGCAAGUUCCUCCUUCGGAGACGCCAGGAGAGAGUUCAACAAGGCAUUGUUAAAGCUCAGGCUCUGUGGAGAGGACACCGCUCCCGCCGACAGAAUGACGAUGCCAAGUUGGUCAAAUUAAGACACCGCUUUCGCAAAGUCUCCGCCGGCGUCCGAGAGGAGGACAAACUGUGCAACAAGACGUCGUCCGCCCUGGACUACCUCCUUCGAUACAAACACUUCUCCUAUAUUCUAGAGGCCCUGAGAAACCUCGAGACGGCCACCAGACUGUCCCCAGAGUGCUGUGAGCGGCUGGUUGAGAGCGGAGCCACCAACGUCAUCGUCACACUCAUCCGCUGCUGCAACAGGAGCGUCCCUUGCAUGGACGUCAUCACCUACUCCAUCCAGAUCCUCCUCAACCUCUCCAAGUACCACAAGACCAUCGAGGCAGUGUAUUCGGUGGAAAACUUUGUGGAGACACUGCUGGACCUGCUGCAGAGAUACAGGGAGAAGGCAGGGGAUAAAGUAGCAGAAAAGGGCGGCGGCAUCUUCACCAAGGCCUGCUUCCUUCUCGCUCUCGUCCUUCAAGACAAGCACCGUGCUGGGGAGGUUAUGAAGCUACCCAAGGUAUUGGAUAGAUUACGCAGUAUUUACCGUCUCACUGCUCGCAAACACAAGAUGGACGCUGAAAGAACUGUUAUGAAACAGAAAAUGAACGCAACGAUGAACGGAAGCUUCUUUGUUCAAGCAACACCUCGUAAAUCCCGCCCUGUGCCAAAAUUUGCACCGGAUUGGGUUCUGAGAAAGGACAAGCUCAAAGAUAUCGUAGACCCUCUCAGGGCCAUUGAGAUGGUGGCAAACACACUCUGCAUUGUGUUGUAAAUAGAAAAGCUUUUAAUUCAUGAUUUGUUGUCAUUUUUUACUUUAAAAAAUAUUUUGUAUAGUUUCAUUUUCUCUUUGUACAUUUCCAUGUUUUGGAUGUAUAUAUUAAAAUGGAUUUGUUUCUAAAA